UUGGUUUGUUGACAAAAGCUGUAUCCCAUCUAGACUCAAAAUCACAGUCCUCCCACAAUCCUCUCCUUCCAUUUUUAAUCCCGACAUCCACUGCGGUCUCCACCGGACAAGAUGGCGGACAGAAUAGUCCCUGUGGGUGAGAAGCGGCUGAUGGAGGUGAAGCUGUGUGAACUGGGCUCCUGGAUGGGCAAGAGGGACUUCACUCCUAACGGACUCCUCGCCAGCAUCCGCAAUGGCCAUGACAGAUAUUACAACAAGUACAUCAACGUGAAGAAGGGAGGUAUCGGAGGCGUGGCCAUGCUGCUGGUUGGAUACGUGGCCCUCAGUUACCUCUGGGAGUACGACCACCUCAAGCACGACCGCUGGAGGAAGUACCACUAAGCCCCUCCUCUCCUGACCCAGCAGGGCAGAGCCUGACCUCUGACCCCCUGGCUCCAGCUGUCUGUAUUAUACCACCGAUGUGACCAAGAAUAAAAUAUAACUACUUCUAAUAUUUACAUUUGA
Molecule: messenger RNA, 504 nt
Organism: Salmo salar (Atlantic salmon)
Lineage: Eukaryota; Metazoa; Chordata; Actinopteri; Salmoniformes; Salmonidae
Source: RefSeq, a predicted model, not a curated record